GCUUCUUUGUGAAAAACGCAGUAAUAGUAUUUCGUAGGCUGCCAAUGGAAAUCUGUCUCACUGCAGGCAUGAACGGCUGCCUGUUGGGCCCCGGGUGCCCCACAAACUUUUGCCUGUACCUGUUGGUGAUACAGAGUCAGACUCCGGACCCCUCUAGCUCGGUGCUGCCUACACUGAUGGGCAGCGGCUGCCCAGGGUUUCAGGCAGGGCGCUUGGAGAGAUUCUAGUCCUCAUGGCUCUGAGCAAAAGGGCCGAAGUAAAUCGGAACAUGGGAAGCCGCCUUAUGCAGACUCUUGGGUCCCCCCAAGCGGAAUACUGUCCACACUGACUGACAGCAGUGGCUCUUCAGGAUUGCAGGCGGGGGUCUUGGUCCCGCCCACCUGGCCCCCUCUCCCCUAGGGCUGGGCACACCAGCGCCCCGCCCUGCCCGAGGAGCCCCGCUGCAGAGCCGCUUCCGUGGGGCGGAGGCGCGCAGCGAUGACGUUUUGCUUCCGGCGCGGAAAAGAGGAUUGUGGGAAAGGAAAAAAAGAUGGCGUCUACCAAGAGGGUGCUCUAUGUGGGUGAGUGAGAGCGCGGGAGGCGGGGAAAAGGGGCGGGGAAGGGGGAAGGGGAUGGCGACCCCCGGGACCCCCGACUUAAGCGCGUGGCCUUGGUGCGUCUUUCAGGCGGGCUGGCGGAGGAGGUGGACGAGCGGGUGCUCCACGCAGCCUUCAUCCCUUUCGGUGACAUCACGGAUAUCCAGAUCCCCUUGGACUACGAAACAGGUGAGGAGGAGGAAGCGGGGGGCGCGUGGCUUCGUAGCUACAGCAGCAGCAGCCUCGGACGGCUUUCUAGAGGCUUUGGACUACAACUCCCAUCAGCCCCGGUCCAAAACCUGUGGAGGGCGGAGUUCCCGGCGUUGGGGAAGGCUGAGCUGGAGGGCGGGAUUUUUCUCCUGCAUCUUGAGCCGAGAGAGGAUUCCUGCAGGUGGUAACUUUGCCAUGCAUGGCGUACGGGGAUCUUCUCUGCUGCAGGGCUAAUGCUGAAGGUGCAGGAGCUCUAUCACGGCCACCCUCGGCAUGCAGUGAUUCCUGCUGCUUUGAAAGGCGUUUCCCUCUGGCGUGGGAUAUGUUUCUUCCCCAAAUCCCUGCUUGUCCCCUGCAAGUGGGUUUGAAAAUGGGCCCUGUGUGUUAGGGUGUGCAGGAUGCCAGAGAGGAUAGAGAUCCUGCACCUUGAACAGUCGUGUUAAAGAGGGGAACCCACACCUGGCAUGAGAAGCCGUGCCUGUUGAAAUGGCUCCGUUUGCACAACUGCUCAAGAUGCUGGAGCCCUGUCCUCUCUUGCCUCCUCCUACUGGAGGUCUUCCCAUGGAGAGAAGCGAUGCUUUGGAUUCCUAAGGAAAUACUUGAAUUUUUAGGCCACCACGUUACAUUUGAUAUUGUAUGCCUUAAGUGGGGACUCUAAUAGCAGGUGGCUCAGAUGCUAAGACUUUUUCCAAACUGUGACAGAGGUGAGGUAUCCUUAGGUUUAGUCUUGACAGCAUAACAUACUGUACUUGUUCUCAAAUGAGACUCAUGAGCUGCAACUGUUCAUCGUAACUCCUGAAUGACCCACUGAGUUCCUCUUUGGCUUUUUAGCUUCUGGUGUAUGAGCUCCAUAAACAUUUUUUCCAUAAAUGAAAUAUGAAAAAGAGUGUACCCAAUGUUUUGCACCAUCUAUAAUAAUUUCACUCCACAGUGUUUGUUAAUUAUUUAAUUGCGUUGUUCUGUUCCAGACAUUUCGACCUUAGAUUAGUUCAAACCCAUCCAGAUGGGCAGAGUAUAAAUAAAUUAUUAUUUUUUAUUUAGUAGUAUUAGGAGUUUAGCUCUGAAUUCCUACUUCAGCAUGAUGCAGAUUGGUUUUAGAUCUGUACUUACAAAUUGAUCCUGACAAAAAACAGAACUUCUUAUGGAGAACUUUUAGUCCAUGAUCUUUGUGGUUUCUUGCUUCCUAUAUUCUCUGAGAAAAAACAGCAUCCAGGUGGUAGAAUGAAAGUGAAUUUCUGAGCACUUUACUCCUGCUCACUAAAUGGUCUGCUAGUAACAUGCCAUUAAUCAAUUGGACGGGGCUUUUGAAAUGUCAGUGUGAGACAUUUUGCUUCUCUUUGCAAUCUUGUUUUUUGUCUGCCUUGGAGCCUUUGAGUGCUAACUUUUCUCUUGUAUUUCUGCAGAAAAACAUCGAGGUUUUGCUUUCAUUGAAUUUGAGCUGGCUGAGGUGAGGAAUAGCAGAGGGGGGAAUUUUGAGGUGGAUUUUCAGAUUUGUUGAUCUUUUCCUCAUCCAUUUUCCCUCAUGUUUGCUGAACUGCUGGUGGGGUGGUGGUGGCGGUGGUGGUUAAAAAGGGUGCUGACUUGGGUAGUGGCUGGGUUUAAUCAAAGAAGGAAGGGUUGGCCAUUAGAUAAUCAAGGCUUUUGAGGGCAGGGGAAACUUCUUGAUUUUCCAGGAAUAUUUUUAUAGUUGCUUGAAUAAUUAAAAUUGAAUGAGCAGUAGAGAGUAAAUGUAAAUGUAUCUUGGGUCAGAAAGCAGUGUUUGAAGGCACCCUUAGGAUUACAGUGGAACAGAAGCUUGUAUUGCUUAACCAUGCAGAAUCAUGACUCUUCCUCAUUACAUUCCUGUUGCUUCAGUUAAAUUUCAGAGCAUGCAACUGUUGAAACUGUGAAUGGGCAGAAUUGUAGACUGGUGUUCAAAAGUGUAUUUCUGUCUUUGUAAGCCUGUAGCGAUAAUGUGCCUGACUAUCUGCUGCUUCUUGUGGGUCCUAGGGACAAUUUCUCUCUCAAACUUAAUACUUCUUGGGAUAGGGACACCAAGCUGGAGUGAACUAGAUGAGCAAGUAAGCACAUAGUAAAAUCUAUAUUUUUCCUUUUAGGAUGCUGCAGCCGCCAUUGACAACAUGGUAAAUUGAUCUUACUUGCUUUUCUGGAAAGUUCAAAUGAUGCCCCUGCUCUGGAUUCCAUUUCAUGGGAAGAAAGCAGCCCAGACACCUUGGGCCACCCUUCUGUGGUGCUUUACACAGCCUCCUCAUGCAAAAAUGUUAGUUUCAGGUGGCCUUUGAGAACUAAGAAUUGAAAGAUCUGUUAUCUCCUUGCUAUUCAUUGGCCUGAUUCACACAACACUAAACCAGCUGUUUUUAUUAAUUAAUUUAUAUACCAUUUAAUUGGCAAAGUGACUUCUUUGUCACCCAGUGGGUGUGAUCUUGGGCUAGUUGCUUCCUCUUAGCCUAGUCUACCUCACAGGGUAGUUGCGAGUAUAAAAUGAAGGGGUGUUGCUCUGAACUCUGGCAGAAGGGUGGGAUAAAAAUAUGUCAUUAAAUAAUACUGUCCCCCUUUCUAGAAUGAAUCUGAGCUCUUUGGGAGGACUAUUCGUGUCAACCUGGCCAAGCCGAUGAGGAUUAAGGAAGGAUCAUCCCGCCCAGGUGAGGCAUGGAACUGAGAUUGGUGCCACAAGCCAAUAGUCUUAGCUAUUGUGUGUGAGGAAACCAUUGUAUUUUAUACCUUGAUGGCAAAAAGAUCAAUACUAGAUUCUUUUUUCUCAAGAGCACCUUCUGUUUCUCUUUGACAGUUUGGUCAGAUGAUGACUGGCUGAAGAAAUUUUCAGGAAAGACGCUGGAGGAGAAUGUGGAGGAAGAAGGGGCAGAGCCUGCCCGAUCGGAGACCCAGGAGGUACAUAGGCAUUACCUUGGCUUGUGGUGGGAGCAUGCAGCGCUCUGUAGUUGCAACAUCUUUUGGGGGACAUAACUAUUGAGCCACAUUUACACAGGGGGCUUCUUACUAAUAAUCUGUUUCACUUGCUGAGCACCUUAAGUUGCAGAGUACCCCUGCACAGUUUAGCCUGCACAGCCUCUUUGCCUACCUGCACAAUGGAUGGUAGUGUUACGCCAGUGCACACCAGGUUGCCUAACAACUGAGUGCAGUUUGGAGGCAUGGCAUGCUCUUCUUCCACAUCACACACACCUUAAGAGGGGUUUCUUUGCUUUCAGAGGUGGCAAAAUUCACUUAGAGAUCACAGCGGCAACAAUAAUAAUAAUACAUUUAUAAAGUGCUUUGAAGUAUUUAGUUGCUUCCUGUACAUAAUCACAGUAAUCCUUACAACAAUCCUGUUAAGGCUGGUCACAUAGAGAUAGCGGCUUUGCUGUGGUCGCUUUCAAACUCAUGGUUGAGGCGACUAGGGUUUUGGACUUGGAAAAAGCUCUGUUUUUCUUCUAGGGUGAACCACCAGCAAAAAAAUCAAGGGCAAACCCCCAGGUUUACAUGGACAUCAAGAUUGGAAACAAGCCUGCUGGUCGAUUGAACAUCCUGUUGCGAUCAGAUAUUGUACCUAUGACCACCGGUAAGAAAAGGCUCCUUUUUGUACAGUGACAGGUUGGAAACCCCAGAUUUCCCCCCGUAGUAUUUCAGAUCAACUGCCUAGAUCCGCCUCGCUCUGCUUUUUGAAGAUGGAGGACAACAUUUCAGCACCUCACCCUUUCUCUUUCUUAAGAAUUCCUAUAGAUGGCAGGCACUUGCUGAUAUCCAAUGUUCAUUGCAUUCAGAGUGGACCCAUUGAUUUCAGUGGGUCUACUCUGAGUGUGACUAUCAUUAGAUGUCACACAGCAGCUCUGAAGUAACAUCUGUAAGCGUCCUUUGGCCCUGGAGAUUUGAUUUCAAGUAGUUACAUGUUCUCUAGCAUUGUUUCUUUUAAUCCUGGGCUGCAAAUCCCUCUGCCUUCCCAGUUGAACAUAAGACUGAGUCAAAACAGAAUAAUUUUGUCUUUUCCUGCUUAUCCAUUAAUGUUCUGCCAUUUCCUGAAGCAGCAUACUUACUCCCUUAUUUUCCUCCUUGCUCUGAAGUGAGCUAAAGAAGCCCCUCUCCUUUACUGUGUUCUGCAUCCUUUGCAAACAUGGGAAAAGGCCAUUUUACUUGUCUCGUUUUCUCCUGCAGUAGAAGUACUGACAUUAUUGUUUAUUUCUACAUAUAUUAGAUACCGUUGCAUUGUUUUUAAUUUUUAGAAUUCAGUUGGAAUCAUUUUUACAUUAUCAGUGUAGUCAGGGCUUUUUUUUCAACCAGAACUAACCAGAACUCAGUUCUGGCCCCUCUCCUCUCAGGUGGGUGCCAUUGCCAUUAUCGGAGAAUAAGUGAGGUGUUCAUGGUGAGUUCAGACACCUUUUUUCUAGAAAAAUAGCACAGAGUAUAGUAGAAUUAUUCUAAAGAAGACUGAAGAGGCUGAACUAUUACCUCAUUCAGCUACGUUUUGUUGUAUGAAAUGAGGCUGUUUUUGUAGCUGUCAGGCCUGGGCAAUAUAUUGAUAUAUUGCCCAGGACCAGUAUGAGGGGUAGACUGUGAAUGUGGUUUCACUAAGCGGUAUAUCGCUAGUGAAAUCCCCACUGCUCCCUUGUCCCGCCAGUGCCCAGCACAGUGAGGGAGAAACAAGCUGCAGCUGGCCACUGGAAGAAGUGGAACUCAGAGCUGUGGCGCGAAACUGCCAUCGCGGUCUGCCCCUUAUGCCAACACAGAGGGAGAACCAAGCUGCAUUGGCCAGGUGCCGAUACAGCUUGUUCCUCCCUCCGAGUCUUUAAACUGCUUGGCUGACAAGUGCAUGGCUGCCCUCGCCACAGCCAAGCAGUUUUAAAGAGCCCCCAACCUGCCAGUGGCUCGUGUGAGGCAACAUCGGCGUGGAGGCUCCGUUAAACUGUAACCGCUCGCGGCUGAGGAAGCCUUGAGCCUUCUCCUGUUAGCAUGCAUGGGAGUGGGAGGCUUUGCGCUCCCUGGCUGAGGUGUGCAAAUAAGCCCCCAUCCCUCCGGCAUGCGCGCGUGUCAGAUGGAUGGGGAUCUUGCUCAGAGUCUUUGCGCUUUCUGGCUGAGAGGGCCGUGCCAGCGAAGGUGAAAGGGAGCCCUGACGACGGAGUCUGCCAGGUUCCAUCGCAGUGCUUCCUCUGUUUUUUGGCAAGGGAGGGUGCGAGCAAGCAGCCUCUUUCUCAUAGGAAAAGGAGGCUGCUUGCACACCCACCCACACUCUUGCUGGCGAAGCUGAAGGAUCCCUGUGAACAGAUCCUGUCAGGCUCUGUUCUCAGGGAUGCCUCCAUCUUUGCCGACAAGGAGAGGGCAAGCAAGCAACUUCUUUCUCCCAAGAAAAGGAGGCUGCUUGCCCGCCCCUCACACCUUGCUGGCAAAGGCGAAGGGAGCCUUGCAAACUGAGUCUGUCGGGCUCCGUCACAGGGCUCCCUCCCAUCUUGGGGAGUGGAGGGCUAGUUCAGUUGGGGGGACGGGAGCCUUCAUGCCCUCCAGCUGAGCAGUGGGCUGGGGCCAGCUGCAUUGCUGAAAGCACCUCAGCUGCUGCACAGAGAGAGCUGAAGUAGUCUCAACUGGAGCCUCGCAGGCUGGGGCCCAUGCAGCUCUUUUCAAUUGCGAUGUUGGGUUGGUGAUGUUGAAACCUAGUAUCGCCCAGCCCUAGCUGCUAUAACCCCCUUCGUUGUCCUCCUUAAUUUUGAACAUUUCUGUUUUGACCCUCCUGGAUUGCAGAGAACUUCCGCUGCCUGUGCACACAUGAAAAGGGCUUUGGCUUCAAGGGGAGCAGCUUCCAUCGUGUCAUCCCUCAGUUCAUGUGCCAAGCGGGAGAUUUUACCAACCACAAUGGCACUGGGGGCAAAUCUAUCUACGGGAAGAAAUUUGAUGAUGAAAAUUUUAUCCUGAAGCACACAGGGGCAGGUAAGUAACAAGAGUUGCUGGGGUGGAGGGUGCACUUAUUUGCCCUUGAGUUGGUCAGGCAGUUUGGAGUCGAGGUUCUCUUGAUCUUUUGACUUGAGCCUCCUGCUUUAAUUGCUGUGUUGUUUUGAAUUAUUUUAUUGUGUAUUUUAGUUAUGGAUGCUUAUAUUUUAAUAUUAGCAUAACCACUUUAUAAUUUGUAAAUGACUUAGAAGCCUAUUUUGGCAGAUGCAUACAUUAAUGAAUACUAAUAAUAUCCAGCAGGUUUGUGCCAAGUUGGCGUAUUCCCCAGAGUCUGCUCUUUGGUGGUGCAGGGAUAAGUUGGGGUGUUGUUAUCCUCCUUCCCUUCACUCCAACCAGCCACCACCAUCAAAUAGUCAAGUGGGCUUCCUAAGGCCAUCUUGCCCAAGACACCUGGUCCCCUACUUCUUGCAUUGAAGCUAGCUCUGCACAAAAGAAUCCAGGUUCCUCAACACUGCUUACUGCAAAUGAGGCAGAAUUGUUUCUUUUACUUAGCUUUAUUCUAAGAGUGUUAGUUUUUACAUAAUCUUUCAAAUUUCAAGUUUCCAGGCAAAGAAUUGAAGGAAGUGGGAGUUGUUAGAUUUUGGGGCGGGGAUAUAUUGCAAAAAUGCAAAGUGUGAAACAUUUAUAUCUCCCAAAUGGUGGUAGUUGGUUUUUUAAAAAUAUAUAAUUAAAUGCAGGUUUAGAAGAUGCUACAGGAUCUUCUAGUCUUCCAAAGCUGGAGGUGCAGGAGUUCAGUCUCAACUCCUUGUCUUGUCUCGUCUUGUCACCUGUUCCCUUUUCCUCAAUUUGUUAUAAACACACACACACACAGAGAUAGAUUUUUUUAUUCCAGAUUUGGAGGAAAUUCUUAAAAGGACGGCUUAUGUCUUUGUAGGCUUGCUGUCCAUGGCCAAUUCUGGCCCCAACACCAACGGCUCACAGUUCUUCAUCACAUGUGAUAAGACUGACUGGCUGGAUGGGAAGCACGUGGUCUUUGGAGAGGUGACGGAAGGAAUGGACGUGGUGCGGCAGAUUGAGGUUAGAAAGCCAGAGGGACUGAAAUGUCCUGGCACGUUUUUAUUUCUUCCUUUAACCUGACUUUAACAUCUGCUCCUUUCUCUCUUUAUUAUAAAGGCCGAAGGCAGCAAAGAUGGGAAACCAAAGCAAAAAGUUAUCAUCUCGGACUGUGGUGAAUAUGUGUGAAUGUUUGUGCAAGCAGAAGUGAACUGGAAAUACCUAACGAAAUGAGCAGAGCACCACAUCACAUGGUUACAAAAAGUGUAUUUGUAUGUCCUUACUGAGAUCUGUAGAUUCUAAAGAAAUCUAUUUUGUACAGAACUUUUCCUCCUAUAAAUAAAUUAUAGCUAUUUUUUUACACCUGGC
Messenger RNA from Podarcis lilfordi (Lilford's wall lizard), 8078 nucleotides. Lineage: Eukaryota; Metazoa; Chordata; Lepidosauria; Squamata; Lacertidae. The record is from the annotation of a GenBank genome assembly.